Molecule: messenger RNA, 2028 nt
Organism: Stegastes partitus (bicolor damselfish)
Lineage: Eukaryota; Metazoa; Chordata; Actinopteri; Pomacentridae
Product: amyloid beta A4 precursor protein-binding family B member 2-like
Exons: 7
Coding region: 1-2028 (675 amino acids)
Biological process (GO): regulation of DNA-templated transcription
Cellular component (GO): nucleus; cytoplasm
Molecular function (GO): transcription factor binding; amyloid-beta binding
Source: RefSeq, a predicted model, not a curated record
AUGAUGUCCGUACAAACUCCUCCCCUCUCCCGCUCUGGCUCCUCCCCCUCCACUGUGGGCCUGGCCAGUCGCAGCAGCUCCUCCGCCACCCCUCCCACCUCCCUCAGCCUUCGCUCGUCAUACAACCAGCUGCUUGGGCGCGAUGUCAUCAAGGAGUCCAUGGAAACAGGAAGUUCAGCCACCUUGCCGAAGAGCCGUCAGAGGUACACGAUGACCAGCGUGCGCAGCGUCAUGGGGAUAAGUGACAACUUGGCUUUGUCGUCUAAAAACCAACCUGUAACCAGAGGAAGGGGCCUCCCCACCAAGUCGUCCUCCAGCUCUGCCCUCUACUCCUCCUCUUCCUCCUCCUCGCUGUUCAAUACAGCCAACCCCAAACUGGCCAAGAAUGGAGCCAACAUGCAGAGACGAGCUGAGAGCCAGCAGCUGGAGCUGAGCAGGGCCAAUACAGAGGGCAAGAUUCACAAUGAUCUCAUCAAUAAUCCCAGUUCGGACUGGCUAGAAUUUGGGAAAGAUAACUCACAGCUGCCUCCAUUUCGUAGAAGGACCAAGAGCUUCUUGGAGUACCAUGGGAAGGGCUGGGAUCUGGACCUCAGCUGGGGGAACAAAGAGGACAAGGAGGAGAAGAAGCAGCAGCCUUCCCCAGAGAAGGAGCAGGCCAGUCCUGCCAAAGAGAGGGAGAGCCAGAAGGAGGAGAAGGACAGCGACAAGCAGAGCUGCCAGGAGGAGAAGGAAGAGGUGGAGCCCGUGGUGGAGGUGGACGAAGAGGAAGAUGAGCCCACACCAACACCUAGACAGCCUCUGCUACCAGUGGUGGUCGAAGCCCCUCUUUCCUCCACCUCCUCCUCUUCUACCAACAGCCCAGAGUGGGUGCCAGACAACCAGAACCACCUCCAGAACCAGGCUCCAGCUCAGCUCAAAGAGGAGCUCAGUGCCCAGAUUCAGCCUAGUCCACGUAGUCCUGCAAAGCCCCCUCGGAGCUCCCAACCCCGGGUGAUCAAGGUGGAGCUGCACCCCAACAACGAGAACCAGUUUUUGCAGCAGUACCCACCGUCUUCCCCUAAACAGGCCAGAGCAGCAGAGAAGAGCACCCCGACCAGGAACAGGGCUCCACCUGCCCUGCCAGAUCCAGAACCAGACACUGGGGUCCCUAAAGUGGGUUUAAGAAUGGAUCUGACUCCUGACACUCCAUCGGAGGAUGAAGACUCCAGCUGGACCACUCUGUCCCAGGAGACGCCCUCCCCACAGAGUCCACAGGAGAGAGCAGAUGUAUGGGUUGAAGGAGACCUGCCCCCGGGCUGGCGGGAAAUCUCGGAUUCAUCAGAGGUCUAUUUCUGGCACGUUCCCACCGGCACUACCCAGUACGACCGACCUGUUGCCUCCAGCAACCAGCACACCUCUUCCAACACUGACCACGAACCACAGCAGGAGAUGCAGGAGUCGCUCAAACCACCCAGUGAGCGCCCCAGCAGUCUGAUAUCUGACAGCUCAGUGGAGCCGGUACCCUCACCCUCCGGCUCCUCCCCCUCCUCCCCCUCCUCCACCCUCUCCAAUGACAUCACCUUCUCUGGACAAAAUCUCAACAGCACCACCUGCACAGCCAACGAGCUGAAGGACUAUCCAGUCUAUCCAGAUCCCAGUCUGAAGGCAUUCGAAGGGGCCACCCUCCGCUAUGCAUCACUUAAACUCAACCCUCCUGCCCAGCUGGAGACAGUGGACCUGAACAGCACAUUCUCUGAUCCAGAAGCGAUGUCAUUUCCAGUGCGAUCUCUGGGCUGGGUGGAGAUGGCAGAGCAGGACCUGUGUGAGGGGAGGAGCAGUGUGGCCGUCCACCACUGCAUCAGACAGCUGUCCUACUGCAGGAGGGACAUACGGGACUCAGCCGGCGUCUGGGGAGAGGGUAAAGGGAUGCUUUUAGUGCUUCAGGAUCGCAUGCUGACCCUUGUUGACCCAGACGAUCGCAGCUUGCUCCACUCUCAGCCUAUUAGCAGCAUCCGUGUCUGGGGCGUUGGCCGAGACCAUGACAGGUAG